AAAUUAAACAGGUCUAAAUGUCAAUUUUGUUUCUACUUUGUAAACAUAAUGCAAUGAUUUUAUUUCUUAAUUUUGAAAUAAACCAAAUAAAUAAAGCUAAGCAUUAAACUUGUUAAUUUCUUUUCAACAAAAAAAUGAAUGAAGACACUGCCACAGAUAUUAUAAUAGAAGCUCUCGAGGUGUUUAUCAACCACAUUCUCUAUGUUCGUAAUGUCUACCCGCCACAAAUAUUUCGUAAAAGAAAAAUGUACGACUGCCCGGUAUUUGUUUCUAUUUACCCAAAUGUUACUAAUUACAUCGUAGAAGUCCUAACAACUGCGCGACAACUGAAAAAGGUUAAUCAAUUGAAAAAGGUAGAAUUGGUAGUUUAUCGCGACGAGAGUUGGCAAUACGAGAAGUAUGCUUUCGACAUUACUAAUGACUGCCUUUUAGCCACUAUGAGAAAAGGCGAAGAUCCUUAUCUUUUAGAGUUUGAACAGCAACUUAGAACAGCACUUUGUUCAUUAUCGGAGAGGUGUAAAUCUUUUGAAAAAUUACCUGAAGAUGCUAGAUUUAGAAUUCAGUUGCAUACAACACAAACGCAGUUUAUGAAGAUAUGCUGUGGACCUGCAUCUCAAGAUUUUCCGUGGUUACAAACCGGAGACGACGGUGAUAGGGGCUUUCGAGAAGUGAAAUUACUCCCGCUGUGUACAAUUGACUCAAGUGGCUUGAAGAUAAAUGCACUAGUUUGAAAAGUUGUAACAGUUUCCCAAGAAUAAUAUUUAUUUUGAUUGAUAUUUUAUAUAAUAAUAAAAACCUAUAACUUUAAAAGGCAUAGUUUCCAUUUCCUUAGCGGUUGGGGCAAUAUGUCUGAGGACCUAAGUAUCGUCCAAUGCUCCGACUUAACGGUUAUGUUUUCCAAUUAGUCUUAAUUUUGAAAAUUUAUCUUCGGUAAUUUUAAUCCACUGAGGAAACAAUCCUUUUUUAUAAUAAAAACUUUAUGCUUAAAAAAAAGAUUCCAUUAUGUCCUUAAAAGCCUUAAACCAAAUUAUAUUGUAGACAAACACAUUUACUGAGAGAAUACAAAAGAAAGUUAAAUUUUAA
Molecule: messenger RNA, 1083 nt
Organism: Eupeodes corollae
Lineage: Eukaryota; Metazoa; Arthropoda; Insecta; Diptera; Syrphidae
Gene: PolZ2
Product: DNA polymerase zeta subunit 2
Exons: 3
Coding region: 135-731 (198 amino acids)
Cellular component (GO): zeta DNA polymerase complex
Source: RefSeq, a predicted model, not a curated record